This is a messenger RNA of Parnassius apollo (apollo), 468 nucleotides long. NCBI's taxonomy places the organism in Eukaryota, Metazoa, Arthropoda, Insecta, Lepidoptera, Papilionidae. The record is from the annotation of a GenBank genome assembly.
AUGGCGGUUACGAUCUUCUUCCUGAAAAGGCUCGAUAUACCCUGUCCAAAGAUAGUCGAAGAAUAUAACAUGCACAUGGGGGGAGUGGACUUGAUGGACAGCUACCUGGGACGCUAUCGCAUACGCAUAAAGAGCCAAAAAUGGUACAUGCGCCUCUUUUACCAUCUUUUAGACCUCGCCGUUAUAAAUUUGUGGGUUCUUUUGAAAAAAAAUUGCACAGCAAAGGGUAUUCCUGAGAAACAGCUUCCAAAUCUUGGAGAGUUUCGUAACAUCUUGGCCGAUGCACUUUGUAACGUGGGAACUUCAAAUGGUGUUAAAAGAGGGCGUCCCUCUAAUGUGGACUUGGAGCGCAAACAUGCCAAGAAGCCAAAGGGUUUGGGUCAUCCAGCCCCCUGCAAGGAUAUACGAACCGAUGGAGUCGAACACUGGCCUAUCUUUUCAAAUAGAUUACGGUGCAAAAUUCCAUAG